AUGCAUGAUCCAUUAACUUGCCCCGCAUUUCUGCCUACCUACCCUCCAGCAUGUGCCGACAAAACGGUGGAGACGGACGUUAUUGAUUCUGCAUGGGUCAAACACGUUUUUUUAAUCACUGUACAAGACAACUUGGACGAUCCGACGGUGUUGACUUCUAUGGAUGUUGGUUAUGACAUGCUAGACGCACCUAAAUACCAUCAAUUACUUGACUUAAUCAGGGCGAAUGUUACAGAUCAACGCCGCUAUCAACAUCUUUGCCGGGGUGUGUUGUCCUUAAACAUAUCCAAGCCCAUCCUGUUCGAUCUUCAGCUAGAGUACGCAUAG
This is a messenger RNA of Necator americanus (New World hookworm), 327 nucleotides long. RefSeq lists its product as uncharacterized. Lineage: Eukaryota; Metazoa; Nematoda; Chromadorea; Rhabditida; Ancylostomatidae. The record is from RefSeq and is a predicted model, not a curated record. The coding region runs from base 1 to 327 and encodes 108 amino acids. The transcript is spliced from 2 exons.